Messenger RNA from Mycosarcoma maydis (corn smut), 1188 nucleotides. RefSeq lists its product as uncharacterized. NCBI's taxonomy places the organism in Eukaryota, Fungi, Basidiomycota, Ustilaginomycetes, Ustilaginales. The transcript has a single exon. The coding region runs from base 1 to 1188 and encodes 395 amino acids. Gene Ontology annotation, molecular function: hydrolase activity. The record is from RefSeq and is a predicted model, not a curated record.
AUGUUGGACAUCACUGCUUCUCGAUUCUAUGUAACGCCGCUCACUACGCCGCCGUCGCAGCCGGACGCUACGCCGACGCAGCGUAGGUAUCAUUAUCUCGACUACCAACCGCCCACAGGUGUGCCCGAGACAGCCACGUUGCUUCUGCUGCAUGGGUUUCCCGAUUUCUCGCACGGAUGGCGCAGCGUCAUCGCGCCUCUUCGACUCGCCGGCUUUCGUCUGAUCGUGCCUGAUCUGUUGGGAUACGGACUGAGCUCAGCACCGCCCACGUCGGCUGCUUCGGCACCCGCCGGAACUCUACCGAGGCUCGCCGAGUACGGUGGCAGAGCUAUCUCGAUCGACUUGAACGGCUUGCUCGAUCACGCUCAAGCAGCAAAGCGCUCUAAAUAUGGUGCCGAGCAUCUCGGUUCAGAUGGAAGCAACGGUCGCGUCAUUGUGCUGUGUCACGACUGGGGAUCGUGGCUCGGAUGGAGGUUCGCCCAGUGGUAUCCGCACAGAGUGAUGGGCGUCUGUGGUCUUUGCGUUCCCUUCCAAGCGCCCACCUCGAAACCGAUCCCGAUCGACUCGGUGCUCAAGAGCGUACCCAGCUUUGGCUACCAGAAGUUUUUCUCAGAAGAGAGGAGCACCAAGAUCAUCGAGGAGCACCUCGAUCGAUUCCUCGCGAUUAUCUUCAUGAUCCCAGGCCUGUUCUCGGCCGACUCGGCCAACGAACAAGAGCUGCGCGAUUGGCAUCUGCAAGGCAAGCUCGAAAGGCUGCUCACCAUGCCUGAAUUCUCCCAUAUCCCGCUCAAGGACCUCGGACGCAGCAUCAUGGACAAGCAGCUUCUCGACCAGUACAUCACCCUCUUCCGCAGCAGAGGCAUGGAAGGUCCUCUGAGCUGGUACCGUACGAGAGAGAUCAACUGGCAAGAGGAUCGCGCUUUGACAUCCAAGAGCCUGCCAGAAUCGUUGCCAGCCUUGCUCAUCAUGCCCAACGACGAUGUAGCUGUGCCUCCGGCGUUAGGUAGGACAAUGAAGAAACACGUUACGCAAACCGAAUUUGUCCAAGUGGCCGGAAGCGGCCAUUGGAUCCAGAACGAAGUUCCCGGUAUCGUAGUGCAGACGUUCAAGCAGUGGGUGGACAGGAGCGUCUUGCCCAACGAAAGCAAGCGCAAAGGAAUGCUUGGGUGGAUGACAAGUAAGCUCUAG